This is a messenger RNA of Kuraishia capsulata CBS 1993, 480 nucleotides long. RefSeq lists its product as uncharacterized. The coding region runs from base 1 to 480 and encodes 159 amino acids. NCBI's taxonomy places the organism in Eukaryota, Fungi, Ascomycota, Pichiomycetes, Pichiales, Pichiaceae. The record is from RefSeq and is a predicted model, not a curated record. Gene Ontology annotation, cellular component: cytosol; nascent polypeptide-associated complex. The transcript has a single exon.
AUGCCAAUUGACCCAGAAAAGCUCGCCAAGUUGCAAAAAGCCAGCGGCCCAAAGAAGGUGGGUGGCUCCAGAAUAAAGGUCAAGAAGGGUUCCAAGAACACUGAGGCCGAUGACACCAAGCUGCAAGCCACUUUGAAGAAGCUUAACGCCGUUACCUUGGACGGUGUCGAUGAGGCCAACUUCUUCAAGAACGACGGUAAUGUUUUGCACUUCAACAGAGUUGGUGUCCAACAGGCUGCUCAGUACAACACCCACACUUUCACAGGUUACGCCCAGGAGAAGCCUCUCAACGAAUUGAUCCCAGGUAUCUUGCCACAAAUGGGUGCCGAGAACUUGAACAUGCUGCAACAGCUUGCCGAGAGACUCCAGAACAACAAGGCUGCCUUGAACGAGUUGAACCAAGAGGCCAAUGCCGGUGCUGCUGGUGCUGACGACGAGGAGGUCCCAACUUUGGUUGAGAACUUUGACGAUGUCGAGUAA